AUGCAGAGAUUGAAAUUUCUCAUACUAUUGUUCAGUGUAAUUAUCUUAGCGUCAGCUCUGUAUUUUGUGUCAUACCAAGUUCAGCUCCGAGUCCCUCUGAUCAAAGAGGUUACAGGCACCGAAGAAAAGUAUUUUUAUCAAAUACACAGCUGGCAAGGUAAGUCUGCACAAUUUGGUGGGAAUUUGCGUAUACCAAAUGUAUAACGUUACGUUAGGGUUAGAGUCGAGUUCGUUUAAUAGAGGCUGAUACACGCGCACUCCGGCUGUAGUAUGAACGAGAAAUUCAAAGACUGGAAGAUGCGUAGUCGGGUGCGGUAUGAAAGAUAUUAACUUUAUUCUACAGCCCACAAAGGCGUAUGUUUGUUGGUACAUCACCAACAAGAAGUCUUAAACUUCACUCGUCACGCACCCAUACAGGCUAGGAGAAGUUACAUUUCCGGUUAAUUUGAUAUAUAUAUUUUUGUCCUGGUGCGCGCUCUUAAACUGAGAACUCUCUUCUCAUUGCUGUAGCACGUUCUUAUCAGUUCCUCAGUUUUGUCUUUCUCAAUCUCUUAUGUUGACUGAGCCCAAAGCCCGGUUAUUCUGUCAGAAAACGGUGGUUAGAUUACAGAUAACCUAACCGCUUAAUCUAUCGCCUUAAACAUUCUCGACUUUUUUGCACGAAACAAAGGACGUAGUAGAGUGACAAGAAUUUUCUAAUAGUGGGCCACUACUAUUUGACCUUCCAAAGAGGACAAAUAAUUCUUGACGCAAUGCUUUUGCUAACUACAAACAAAAAUCCUACUUGAAAAUUGAUUAAUUUGAACAUGUAUUUCGGAUUUUCAAAGAGCCGGCCGAAAUCUUCAUUACUGGCUACAGUCUUAUACUAGUCUGCGAAUACCGCCAGUCCUCUCUCCUCGCUCCUUAACUCUUGGAAAGUUCCGAGGGAGAUAAAGAGACUGAGAGUAUCUCUCCGCGAAAGCACUUGGCCGCGAGGAGCGGAGCGAGGAGAAACGGCCCGGCUGUAUUCGCAGGUUAGUCUCAUACCCUACUCAUGCGAUUGGCUUUGUAUAAUUUCAAAUGGGUGGGAGGAAUUUCACUUUAUCUCUACGUCAAAGACCUUUUCUGACAUCAAAAUUGAAAAUCCCACGACAGGCUUGAUAAUAUAUGUUCUUCCUUUUAUUUCUGUUUUUGGGUUGUGAUCGUAGAAACCAUAUGAUAAUUAAACAGCUUUGUCCUGAAAUAGUAAAGUUUAAUUAACAUUUAAAUUUCCAAUAUUUGCGUUUCAUAAAUUUGUGCCUCAAUUGUUAAGUUAGCCGCUAGUCGUGAAAACUGAAAAAGUUUUGACCGCCAGUCUGACCGUAACAGAUUUUUCUAGCUACAGUUUGGCAUUUUGAUAAAGCUCUUUUCAGUUGCAUCCUCUCGGUAGAUCCUGUUGCAAGUUUUUAAAGGAAUGGACAUCAUGUUUUACAUUUAAAAAAUUAAAAUUAAUUUUUAAGAUCUGAGUUUACUCUCACAUAGUAAAAAUUAACCGUUAAUCGUAAAAUUGGGAAACGUCAUAAAUCAGGUGGUCGUCAGGCAAUUUUUAUCUAAAAGCGGAGUUAGUCUGUUCCGUUAUUACGACUUUUCUUGUUUAUAAAAGAGAAAACAAUUUGAAAAAUACAUCCCCUUGUAUUUUUUCGUUGCCUUGUUAGAUUAAUUGAUUUGUUGCUUAGGCAAGGUAUGAGCCUUGAGUAAAUACAGCCGGACAAUUUUCUUAAUGGGAUGUACUUUUGGAAUUGAAAACUCUCUGUAGACUUUUCAAUGGGUUUUCUGCGGCGCGCAUUUCUCCCAAACUUCGUUUUUUCCUUAAAAAUUCUUUAAGAAUACUAUAGUUCAUAAAGCGCAAUCGUCAGGAAGCGGAAACGUCAAGGAUGAAAAUAACGCUGUGCACCGGUGUUGUAGCACAUUCAAUAAUAGGUGUGAUUAGAAUGCGAGUUGUUGGGUUACGAGUCGCAAGUUGUAAUUAAAGGUUGCGUCUCACUACUACUUUCUUUUGUUUUGUAAUCGGAAUGUUGAUGAGAUGCAGUCUAUCUUUUUUAAAUUAAGCAAUUUAAGAGCUAUAAAGGAAAAGGCCGUUAUUUACGUUAGUAACAGAAUGACAGGUUUUCUGUGGGUGGUAAACGCACAACAUCGCUAUUCAACUCGUUCUUCAGCAAUGUUGCAAGAUAAGUUGCAUGGUUUUUGUUGGCCGUUUUGCCCUGCGAGUCGCGACAAGCGAGUGCAUAAAGGUAACUCAAAACUCACAACUCCCGGCCUUGCAACCUAACAACUUCUUUGAAUACGCUGAUCCGUACACAAUCGUUUGGGCAGUGAGUCAAAGUGAUAGGAAUGCAGGUGCGGAUCUAGGGGGAAGGUGCAGGGGGUGCGCACACCCCCCCCCCUCCCCCGAGAUGACCUGCGGUUUUCUAAUACAACUGGUAUUCUGCAAAAAAAAACUAUGUGGUUUAUUGGUGUUGAAGUAGAGCAAGAGACGAGUGCACCCCCUCCUAAAAAAAAUCCUGGAUCCGCCCCUGGAAUGCUAUUGAAUGACUUGAAUGUUGUGCCCGGUGAAAUCUAAAAAGGCUAACAAAAGAAUCUGACAAAGACUUGGGCUUCAUAAUCAGAUUCCUCUACAAACUAUAUGACUUUAACAGAUUAUGCAUCAGAUUCUGCAAUUCGAUUUGGACGUUAAUUGCUAAGGAGACAAAGCAGUUUUUAAAAUUCGUAUGGGACAAGCAAUCUUCUUUUAUGGAGAAUGUUCCUUUUUUGUUGAACAGCGGUAGAGUGGAAGUCAAUUUGCGCUGUCGUGAUUAACGAAUAGGGAGUUAAAGCUACCACGACGGAGAAGAUAGCGGAAACGUAAAAAGUGAUUUCGCGCUAUUUCCAACUUCAUCGCUAUCAUCCCACCUCGUUUAAUUUGUCAAAUUUUGGCUAUUUUUUUUUUCGCAGAUGAAGCUCUCAGGACGUUGUAUUUAAGUUCAGCGAAAAACAGUUUUGUUUUGUAUGUCCUAUAUGUCCAUAAGUGGAACGUGAAAUUAGGAAUUUUUUUACGUAGAAGACGGCAAAAAGUACCCGCCCAAUAAAGGAAUUUUGCGUAGAUAGAAACCUUUUUCGAGUUUCUCGUUAUCCUCGCCAAACCCCUGAUACUCCCUGGCUACUUUGACUAGUCUAAACGCCUAACAACUCUAUAUUCUCAUCGAAAAAUGGUCAAUCAUUUUUUUUGCACCUCUAUAUAAGUUUACUGAAAGUAAUCAAAAAGUGGUCUGUUUGCUGUGUUAAGCGUUUACUCAGCUUAACCUAUUUGCCGAAAAUCUUCGUACUAAGCCAACUGAAAAAACGGUUUCAAAUUAGUAGACGGACGAGGAAUGUAUUGGAGUUAACUUUUUUUUUUCACUGUUUUGGCACUACUACAAUAUGUCUAUUAGUAAUUGUGUCGAUACUCUCCCAGUAUCUAAGUUAUUUCAUACAUGGCUACGUUGCCUACAUUUAUUUGCUUGAGUGUAACAUUUAGUUUGGCCUUAGAACAUUUACAACAUCUCUAGUAAAAGUGUUUACCAAUUGCGCACGUGGGGUUUAUUUUAACCGUCGUGAAGGUAAAUAAAAUGACAGUAAUGAAAAGAUUCUGAUAGGCACUUUAAGGCUACUUGAAAGCUCUGUCUAAGUAUGAAUGUACCACCUUUCGGACCAAUAACUGAAGUCUCUAAGCCAGGGGGCCGCGACUGGCAUAUUCAGCGAAAAAAAAAAGCAAUUAAAAAAAGUAAUAAAAGUUAACUUUAGUAAUGCACCUUCACAAUGUUAACAUUGGUGAUAAACAGUUUAUUGGGCAAGUUGUGCAAUAAUAAGCAGCACGAACUUCUGUCGAGCAGUCGUUUUCCAUGCAAAGGAAAAACAAAGAAACAUAAACAUGUAUUUCUGAAGUCUUUGCAUAGCGUUAAUGUUGUUCAUCAAUCCGUCCUCAGCGCGAUAAAUAGGGAGUUUAAGAUACCACGACGGCGAUGGCCACGAAAACAUCGCUUAAAAAGUGAAUUUGCGUUCUUUCAAUCUCUAUCGUGAUUACUCGAUCUCGUUUACUUUGUCAAAUGCAAGCGAACUCUUUUUGAGCCGAACUCUUAAGAAUCAUAUUCAGGUUCAGAAAGAGAAAGAAAAUUUAGCCGUCGCUCGUUUGCGUCCUCCAUAAAACGUGAAAUUAGGCAUUUUCCCGUCGUAGUCGCACAGUGACGGUAGAGAAAUGUACAAAAAAGCGAGAUGCACGUGCAGAGUUGCUGUUUUGACGUUCUCGUUGUCGUUGCCACCGUAGCAUCUUAAAGUCCCUAGUACCGGCUGUACUUGGUCGAUGUUUUUUAUAAAUCCACUAAAAACGCUGCACUUAGAAAUAGCUAAGAUUAUCACUAACACAUACCUCCGCUCUGCGACUAUUAACUGGGCUAAACGAAACAUUUCAGGAGUAAAUACUAGAUUCUUUUUUAAAGUUGCAAUCUAUUUUCGUCAAGGUGGUCCGCCGUGUAAUUUUUCAUCAUACAUUUACAUUGACCUGUUCUGACGCCAUCUCGGUCAAAAAUUAACUUAUGAAUCGUCUUACUGUGAAUUUACUGGAAAAUUCACUUUAUCUUACUCAACCUAUUGAAAAACAGAGAAACGAAACGAAGCACCUCGAGUUCAUAUGUAACUUAGUAGAGGGGACUAAGGGAAUACAUUACAACAGGAAAAAACAAAAUAAAUUGGUAAGUCCUGAAAUUUUAUCUGUUGCAAGCAAGACUGAUGAAUUCACGGGAAUAUGUCUGAUAUUUAUUUUUAGAUUUUGUGCCGGUGACCUCAACGGUGAAAUUGGUAUGUACUUAGUUUGACAAAUAUCAAUUGACAUCAGUACAUUUAAAUACUAAAGCAUUUUUUUUUAUUUUGUAAAUACAAUUUUUCACUUCUUUCUUUCAUUGCAUGCACAGAAAAGGAUAAUUUACAAUCGAGUUGGAAAAUGUGGGAGUCGCACAAUGAUACAGUUAAUGGUAACGUUAGCAAAACAAAAUAAAUUUAAAGUUAUUGGUUCAACGAGGAAUCAGCUUCUCCGAAUCGGCCUUCGAGAACAGGUAACUAGAAUCAUUAUAGCUCAGUGUUUUCAGUUUUCAGUUAAUUAUGUUAGCUUGUUAGCAGAGAUUUCUUUCCGGUAUGCUUUUUAUUAUUUACGAGAUCAUUUGCGUCGCUGACAUUCGCUUAGUUGGCUUGUUUACUUUCCCGGGUAUGUAAACAAGCCAACAGCACGCGAAUGUUAGCAGCGACGCAAAUGACUCGUAAAUAAUAAAAACCAUACCGUAAAGAAACUUCUGUUCGCAAUGUAAUUAUAAGUGAGACUUAAACCAAUCAGGACUCGUUCGCGCGCGAUUUCCCGCCCUUUGCUGGAACGGGCUACAUGUAUUUGUUAUGAGCUCUGAUUGGUUCAUUGAAUUCCCUGCUUGUAUUCUGAAAUCCCCAGAGACCAAAGGUAAAGAAAACAGGCGGGAAGAGGAUGGUUGUAUACGUACGUGUUCGCAAAACCCCGCAAAGCUCAGGUUAAAAGACGCCAAGAGAGAAAAAUUGUCAGCAGUAAAACAAAAGGGCCAUCCAAGAAUCGAGCCCCCUGCCAGGACAGGUGCCAAAAGUACCCUUACUAGCCAGGACGCGUGCGUCAUUGCUCUGUGAUGAACAAUUUUCGAAAGCCACAAAAAUACUACUGUAUUUAAAGCCUUUUGUCAUGGAACCUCUGUAGGGAAACGCCCUUGAAAGCUGGUUGAGCCGUAUAAAACUUGAUUUCAUAGAUGAAUUUGAGAAUAAUAAGCAGGCCGGGCAGUAGCAGAGUUUGGCGGUAGAAAGCUUAAACGUAACUUAAACAUACUUCAUUAAUUUGUAAAAUUAGUUUGAACUAAAACGAAUUUCAAAGUAUUUUUCAUUAUUGAUAUUCAGGUGGAAUUUGUGGACUUCAUAGACCAACUACAAGCACCAUUCAUUUACCAUCACCAUUUACAUUAUGUUGAUUUUAAAAGGUAAAACAAGUUUCUUGUGGUCUUUAGUUUGCUUAGGAUCCCCUCUUUUAUUUAUAGAGUCUCCGAAAAUUGUAUUAAAAUGAUUUUUAAAGAAAAUCGCACAUUCCCAAUACUUUCUGAGGAUACAGAGAGUGUUAUCCAAGUGAUGAAAGUACUGGAAAGUACCACAAAAUUCUAAAAUCAUAAAAUCUCCCUUUUCUAAGCCCGUUCGAAUAUCUGUCCCCCAAAUUCGAGGCUGGACUGUAGGUUGUUUCAGGCGCGAACCUAGGAUAAAUACUGACCGAUUUCCUAAACGAGCUCCGAAGACGCAAAUUGCUAGGUGGGAUCCAGGGGCAUGCUCCCCCGGGAGCACCUUUGUACCUUGGUGUCUAUUUCACGGAAACUGUGACGGAGAGAAUUUUUAAAUUUUUUUUAAAAGUUUUCUUUUUAAAGCAAUUCCCGUUUGUUUCUGGUUUCAGAUUUGGCUCUCUUCAGCCUAUCUACAUCAAUCUUAUACGCGAUCCCCUCGCACGGCUCGUUUCUGGAUAUUACUUCCGUAGAUUUGGAGAUUAUAGGGAAGGCCAUAGAACAUGGAAUUUCAAAGGAACAGAUAAAGAAAAAAAUCAGGUAGGGCUUGUUUGGAAUAUAUCCAAGCUAUAUCUCAUCACGUUGCACAACGAGUGGUUGUGUCAAAAAGUCAUGCUGCCCCGUGUUCUGUGGCGGUUUUUUCGCUCAGAAGCAUCGGCUGAUUUUUGUGGCGGUCUUAGGGGCCGCCCCGCCUCACCCCGCUAAGAAUUCUGAGUAAAAUAAAUACAGUCUAACCUCCUUGUGCGACCACUUUUUUUAAGUGACCACCUCAAAUAGGCGACCAAAGUUUCCCUCAGUCAAAUCCACCACAGCUGAAACCUAUCGUAAACGACCAUUUCUCGUAAGCGACCGUGAUGACGGUUUUUAUCCUUCUGUGUGUUAGCUGUAUCAACUAUACUGGUCUGCUCAGACACUUCGUCCGUUAGAAAUUGCAUGCACUGAAUUCUCUUCCAAUGUAGAUUUGUUCGGACCUCUUUUGGAAGAGACUCCUGUGAUUCUCGUAAGCGACCACUUAAUCCUUCCAUUUUGGGUUGUCGCUUACUGGAGGAUCGACUGUAGUAUCAAUUCAUCUGGCAAGUGUCUCGUUCCACCCCCCGCCCUUUUUCUGAAUUUUCUCGAUCCCCCCCAGAGAGGACCGGGAAAGCUGUUUUAAAAAGAGCAGGUCUAAGAUGUAAGAACAACAUGUCCAUCAGCUAGAAUAAUAGCUUAUCUCUGGGAAGACUUUUUUGUCCACAACAACACUUACCUCAGAUUAGGGACCUUAAGCAAGGACGACGAGCGAAAACUUCACCGAAAAAUAAGAUUUGCGCUGUUUCAAAUUUCAUCGCUCUUAUUCAGACUCUUCUAGUUUGUCAUAGGUUGGUAUUUUUUUCAGGAGUUGAAUUCUAAAGGAUUAUAUCUAGCUUUACAAAAGAAAAAGAAAAUCACUGUCUUGUGUUCCCGUCCUCCAAAUUAGGAAGUUUCACGUCGUAGACGUACAACGACGGCAAAGAAAUGUACAAGAAAGCGUGAAGCACGUGCCGAGUUGUUGUUUUUACCAAUCUAAACCCAUUUACUUUUUUGCCGUCCUCGUUGCCGCCGCCGUCGCUAUCGCCGUUGCUUAAGCUCCAUAUUAAAUAAAUCACGCCGAGGAAGGCAAACGAUAUUAACAACACCUUUACUCUAUUUUUUUUAUGGUCUCAAUUCCAAGGUCAGAGUACAGGUAACUGCGGAAGAGAUCAAUAAAUCGAGGGAGUCACUUAGCCCUCUGCUGAUCACUGUCCAAAAUAUAGUUUUAGAUCCAGGAAAUACUGUUUAACUUAGUGUAACACCUUAUCGAUAUAACAGUGACCUGUCAGAGGAAUGAAAGAGAUGUGUCCCACACAAUUUGGCACUUUUUUCCCUGGGAGUUCGUACAAACGUGUCCGUGAAUUCCAGAUCAAAUUGGACUUUACGAGUGUUUGUUUUUGUGGAAAAGGGGAAAACCGGAGUGCCCGGAUAAAAACCUCUCGGAGCAAGGGAGAGAACUAAUAACAAAUUUAACUGACAAAUCUGACUCGUCCCCAGGUCGUCUCUCUCUCUGUCUCUCCUUAGUGACGCGAGGGUUGUGAUGGGAAGGAAAAAAGCGAGGGAGAGGGUCUUCCUCCCUUUUCCCUUCUCAUCACCCCCUGCUCCCGCCGCGAGCGUUACGUGAAGACAACCAAGGACAAGUCAGCCCACAAAUGGCGUCGUCAGGUAGCUCAAGUGGCCGGAAAGUUUCACUUUGUUGAUACUAGGGGCAAUACUUUACUUUACCGGCAAUUGAAUACUUUUAUACUUUGAUACUUUGAUACUGCAAUUUGAUACUUUACCGGCAAUUUGACAUUGGAUGGAAUGAUCGUAACGCACGAUCCAAAAUGGCGGCUCCGUAUUCUGGAGUUGUUUUUUACUUGAAACUUUCCAGGCCCCUGUUUUUGAAACGUUGGAUAGCGCUAUCCACCACAUAGAGAUUUAUGUGGUGGAUGGAGUUAUCCACAACUUUCGAACAACUGGUCCCAGAAGUUUUGUUUUCGUUUAACUUUUUUGUUGUUGUGGCCUUGUUACAGACAUUUGAUGAAUGCGUCCUAAAUAAUAUGACAGAAUGCGUGGAUCCUGCGAAAAUAUUCUACAUUGUUCCAUUUUUUUGUGGACAAGAAUCUUACUGCCGGUAAGGAUGUAAAUUGGUUAUUUAUAUUAUGAAACAUUUUUGAAAUAAGUUUUGACUUGCGAAAGUUAUAAUUUUUUUAUUAGGCUUGGAUAAAGUCUGGUCUACAAAUGGCUUAUUCUGCCUGCAGGCGAUGCUCCUAAAAGAUAUGCAAAACAGCAAGGUGCACAAUAAAAAGCCGCGAGUGCAACCUGCUUUUUCCCAAUUUACAUAAAUGGUAAUAAGCCCAAAUUUAGACUAUUUAGGCUCUUAGUAAAUAGAUAAAUGGGUUUGUAUUUUCGGGAGGAAAAAAUACAUUGUAGCUAAGAGUAUCCAGUGGUCUUCAGCUUAUUCCUUUUCCAUAAAAUUUGCAUACCAAUACAUUGCAGACUUGCAGUUGGAGUGAUAAGACACCUUUGUCUCCAAAGAGGAUCCUGAAUGUUGACUUUGUCUAAUUUUUAAAAGAUUUUACAAAAUAAGAACCUGUUUCAAAUUUUAGACUAAACAGGUUCUUGCAUAAAGGGGGCUAACUGGCAAAUUUAAGCCUAACAGGUUCUUGAAAACCAGCCAGGUUCUUAUUUGUGGGUUUUUAAUGUAUUAUUGACUAUGCAAAAGGAUACUUCCCUGCUCCUCCCUCUGGCACCUUUCUCGCCCGAAACCGCCUGCUCCCUCGGCCUUUUGCUCCUCCCUUGACCGCUUCCAGUUUCGCCAGGAUCAUGCUGUCGACGUUCCAAGCAUUUAUGUUUUUUCCUUUUCAGGAAUCCUUCAAAAGUAGCUGUGAGACAAGCCAAAAUAAAUGUCAUUAGAAAUUAUUUGCUUGUUGGUGUCACAGAGGAGUUAGAAGAUUUUCUAUUUGCUCUUGAGGCACUUCUUCCAGAAUUUUUCAAAGGUGUUUUGAACGUCUACAAAGCUCCAGGUUGGAUGUGUGUGUGUGUGUGUGUUUUUUUUCAAUUUGUAUGGCCAUUGUUCUCUACCCUUUACAAAGGAGCCAGCUGUAUCACAUAACUUUGCUUCAAUUCGGAAGUCUUGAAAACACUUAGAUUAACAAGGGUUUUAUUUUAUCGAAAGCCGACAUAAAUAUUAUUUAAUGUUUUUGAAGGAGUCACGCCACUGUUUCUAUGACUUGAAAAAAUAAGCCGUAUUAUUUUGGUAAUUCGUAGCCAUGUUAAUCUCUUUCAUCCUAACCAACAUUUCUAAUCAUUUGUAGUUUCUAUCUCCUUUUUGACGCUUUUCUAUUCUACAAAACUAUUUCCAGAUUUCCUGCAAUUUUAAAAUUAUUUCACACGUUGAAAACUAAUGGAAAAACUCCUUUAUUAAAAUAUUUGUUUUCUUAGAGUAUUUUUUUGCCUUUUUUUGCAGGGGAGGCACUUCAAGAUAAAAUAACAACAACAAAAACACUGAAUAAGAAAGGACCUUCUGCGAAAGUAGAGAAAAUUAUGAUGAAAAAACUGGAAUUAGAGUACGACUUUUAUAACUUUGUAAAGGAUAGAUUUCGCAGAAUGAAAGCUGAGCUUAAAUCAGCUUCCUCUUAA
Messenger RNA from Porites lobata, 10250 nucleotides. The record is from the annotation of a GenBank genome assembly. Lineage: Eukaryota; Metazoa; Cnidaria; Anthozoa; Scleractinia; Poritidae.